GUUGCUGCGUUCAGACCUUUGACUUCCGAGUCCGAGUGUAAACACCCUUUCAGUCACCCACGUGCGGUUGUAGGGAAAGCCUCGACAUCUGCUGCCUUAUUGAGAUGUCAACGAUGAACGAGAAAGCGGAGAUAAACGGAGGAGGGGAGAAAAAGAAGCAGAGAAAGAGGCCGAAGAAGAAGGGUGUCGGUGGAGAGGCAGCCAAAACUGUUCAGCAGCAGUUGCCACAGGAUAAGGCUGAAAGUGUUGCUCCGCAUCACCCUAUCCCAAAAAAACGUUCUGCUGAAAAUGGAGACAACCGUCAACCAAAGAAGACUGUUAAGCAGCAGUUGCCACAGGAUAGGACGGGAAGAGUUGCUCCACCUCAGCCUGGCGAGAAAAAAGGUCCUGCUGAAAACGGAGACAGGCAGGAACCAAAGAGAAGGAGGAGGCCAAAGAAGAAACAGCAUGUAGGAGACAAUACAGAAGUACAGCAAAAGAUGGACAUAAAGAAGAAGGAGACCAACCAAAGCAAUGAAGGUGAAACAAAAAGUAAGGCAGGAGAGGCAAAAACUGCGACUACGGGAGAGCAAAGAGAAUCGUUUACGAAGCGUAAGAGGACAAGGAAGCCUAAAGAAAAUCAAACUACAGCUGAAGAGGUAGAUAACAGUACCUUCGAAUUUGGAAAUUCGGAAAGAUCAUUUAAGAAACUUGAGGGAAGCAUAUCUCCCAAAACACUAAGAGUCCUCCAGCAGUUAGGCUUCAAGGAGAUGACGGAGAUUCAAGCUAAGUCGAUCCCUAAGCUUCUUGAAGGACUAGACCUGCGAGGGACAGCCAAGACCGGAUCUGGAAAGACCUUGGCCUUUGCCAUCCCAGUGGUCGAGUUGAUGAGCAAAUUGAACUUCACGCCCAGUCACGGUACUGGAGUUGUCAUCCUCUCUCCCACCCGCGAGUUGUCUAUUCAGACACGUGAUGUUUUGGCGCCCUUUGUGAAGGCUCACUCACUAACAGUCGAGUUGAUUAUGGGAGGUACCAAUAUGAGAACUGAAGCUGCAAAGUUAAAGCAAGGUGUGAAUAUUAUAGUUGCUACACCAGGAAGGUUCCUAGAUCAUCUCAGAUCGACUAAAGAAUUCGUCUUCAAAAACAUGGCGUGCCUUGUCCUUGAUGAAGCAGAUCGAAUUCUUGAUGUAGGAUUUGAGCACGAUCUCAAGCAAAUCUUACAACAUCUACCAAGAGAACGUCAGACGAUUUUGUUCAGCGCAACAAAAGAUACAAAGACAAAUGCUUUAGCCCCCCUUGCUCUUAAGGCCAAUCCUGUAGAAGUUGAUGUAGACUCUGACAAAAAAGAGGCAACAGUGGAUGGCUUAGAACAGGUUUAUGUGGCGUGUCCUAUUGAGAAGAGGAUUUCCCUUCUCUGUAAACUUAUUAAAGAGAAUCAGGACAAAAAGGUCAUGAUUUUCCUGAACAGCAUCUGGAAUGUCAAGUAUUACCACCAUCUCCUUAACUGCUUGGGAGUUCCUGUUUCACUCCUCCAUGGAAGGAUGUCGCAAAAUAAACGAACAGAAGGAUUCUUCACAUUCAAAAAACAAACAAAAGGUACAUUGCUGUGCACAGACGUAGGUGCCAGAGGCUGGGACAUUCAAGGCAUCGAAUUGAUAAUCCAGUUUGAUCCUCCCUCCGACCCCAUGGAGUACAUUCAUCGGGUUGGAAGAACUGCCAGAGCUGGAGGCAGUGGCAGUGCCAUACUGUUUCUUCAACCACAUGAAAGUAUGUUCAUUGCUUACAUGAAAUCCCGCAAUGUUACCCUUCCUCACAUGGAUAUUUCAUGGGCGGAAGUAGAAGAUCUGAAGAUCGAGGAGUUAAACCAGCAGGAUGAACACCUCCCAGGUAUGGGAAAGAAGGCUUACCGUGCUUUCCUACGAUCCUAUAUGGCUCUUCCUCUGAAGUCUAUCUUUGAUCCGAAUAAACUUGAUACAUUAAGGGUUGCAAAAGCAUAUGGCUUCACUAAAGAACCACUGAAAGUGCGCGGAUUAAGAAAGGAAAAACGUAAAUGAAAGCAGUGAUAUUUUUAGGUUUUGAUGCAUUUGUCAUUUUUUUUCCCUCUAGUUACUUCAAGGUUUUUUCUUCUUUUCUUUUUUUAUUUAUUUUUUUAUUUUUGAUUUUACUCUCCUCUUCCUUUCACUUCUUUUCUUUCUUAU
This is a messenger RNA of Penaeus chinensis, 2177 nucleotides long. Its product is annotated as probable ATP-dependent RNA helicase pitchoune. Gene Ontology annotation, biological process: maturation of LSU-rRNA from tricistronic rRNA transcript (SSU-rRNA, 5.8S rRNA, LSU-rRNA). NCBI's taxonomy places the organism in Eukaryota, Metazoa, Arthropoda, Malacostraca, Decapoda, Penaeidae. The record is from RefSeq and is a predicted model, not a curated record. The coding region runs from base 105 to 2033 and encodes 642 amino acids. Gene Ontology annotation, cellular component: nucleolus. The transcript has 13 exons. Gene Ontology annotation, molecular function: RNA helicase activity; ATP binding; nucleic acid binding.